AGCACACCAGGCGCAAAAGGCAGGACCCACAGGGCCAGCACCGUCGAUCUGCAGUGCGUAUGAAAAUCGUCAGCACCGCAAAGAGAAGGGCUGCAUGGAGUCACAUCACCCGCAUGACACCCACGAGCUCUCUCUCUCUCUCUCUCUGUGCUGAGCACACGGCUGGCCACCCCGGCAACGAGGAAGAGAACAGCGGACGUGUGUAUAUACGUACAAACAUGUGUAGAUGUACACAUCAACGACGUCCACCCAUACACAUAGUCUGCAGCCGGCAUCAAAGCAUAAAUAAAGUGGCCUGUGCUACAAAUAAGUCGAUAUGACCUGUACGUAUCCAUGUGUGAGUGCAUGUGCAUGUGCACGUGACAGGAUCCGUGAGUCUGUCAAGCACACCCACCCACACACUCAAAUAUGAACUUGGCGAUAUGAUAUCAUCCCAAGCAGGCAUGAAACCUGCAUGUCCUCUUCAUGAAACCGCAAAAACGCUUUCGAAACGCACCCAUGGCCACCCAGACGACGCAGCCCUCCACUUAUGUGCACAUGUCGACAGCAAAACACCGGCCGUGUCAUCACUUGAUGCCAAAGUGGUGCAGCACGGCGCCCCAGUGGUCGAGGCAGCUUUUCCGCACCUCGGAUGGGAUCCUGGCGCCGUUCUCAGGGGUGUCCUCCUUGUGAUACAAAGCGGCCCUGACAAAGUGUGCGUCUGGGCCAAGUCCACUGUGCAUGGUCCACACGUUCCCGAAGGCGACGAUCGUGUCGCCAUGCCGAUGGCCAUGCACGAUGACGUAGCGGUAGAGGCUGAAGCUACGUCCUGCCGGCCGGAAGUUGUCCAGGUCCCCCCAAUCCAUCAUGUGCUCCAUGGUGAGGUAAUCGCCGAUGCCGAUCGGCUGUGUGGCAAGGGCGACAAACUUGUCGUUGAGAGCGCCGUCGUAGCCGGUGACCUCCUUGUGUUGGGGCGAGUCAAACAAUGGCAGGGUGCUAAUCAUGGCGAAGAUGGUGAACGAGGGAUAAAGCAUCGUGGUAUGCCGAAUGACGGGGUCGCUCGUCGAGUACGAGGCCUGCAACGAGGUGAACGUCAGGACGGAUACAGACAGAAGGAAGAGCGCAUAACAGAUUCACCUUGUAGGGAUGGUCGUCAGGCAGAUGGCCGUAGGGAAUGAUGUGGAAUGCCGUAUCUCCCAACCUGUACCGGUCAGCCGUGUUGUAGUCGAGAGCGCUGAUGUCCGAGCCGCCGGGCUGGCUCUCGAUGCUGUGGACCGACCCGGCGUGCGACUCCAUAUCCUCCUCAUCCUGAAAUCGACGGUUCCAAGCCUCUUGAGCUGACACGACACAGACAGACAGACAGACAGAAUCAGGAAGACUGUCCUCGUUGCGUGGUGUGUCGACGCACGCGUGUACCUACCUCGUGUCUCGAGCAUCGCGUGGCGGUCCCUCAGCCUCGCCCUGAUGACCAAACACACAUACUCCCAGUGUGCCGUGUUGUGAGUUGCGCGUACAGUCUUGCCUGUGUAAGGUACGUACCGCUGCGACGGGUCGAGCUCGAUGACGUCGUUCAUGUCCCAGAGUGCAUGGUCCCACUUGCCCUGCGCCUCGUAAGCACAGCAGCGACGGUAGUAGGCCUACACACAGCACACGGACAUGAAGGGCCUGACGUGUUGCUGCACAUGAUGGUGUGAUAUCUCUGGCGACCUUGACGUAUUGCUCGUCAUGUUUGAUGCUCUUGCUGCAGUCGACAAUCGCAGCAUCAUAGUUGCCCUGCUGAAUGUGACACGCACCCCUGACCAACACACAACACGACACGACGCAGCACAGCACACACAGUGAGCCCUAUUGUUCUCUUCAUCCCCCGUUGCUCUCUCUCUGUACAGGUUGGCGAGUACGAUAGCCUUGAGGCCUGGCUGAUCCCGGGGGCACACAUCCACCGCAUCUGCUCAACGCGCGCACACCCACACCCACACCCACACCAUACGCAUGUCAUGGCUCCCACCCCCCUCACGCACCCACUCUCUCACCUGAGUAGGGUUUGAUGGCAUCGUCGUAGCGCCCCUCCCGAUAGUGCACGUUCCCCGCCUCCUUGAGCCGCUCGCACGCCGCCUUGUCCAUCACCACCAGGGUCUGCUCCCGGCCCUCAUUGCUCAGCAGCUGCCGGAAUGUCUUGUAGACGCCCAUCACCAGCGGCAGCUUGCGGAAGGCCGUCGUGGUGGGGAUGGUGUCCAUGAUGCCCAGAGGCGGCAGCACGAUCGGCAGCUGCUCCACCACCUCACAGUUCUUGGCCACGCGUGCGAAUGGCGCCAUCGACGGCCACAGCGCCGCCCCCUCCUCAAAGAGCCAUGCGCACCGGGAGAGGUAGCCGAAGUAGGUGAGCCCAUCGGGCAUCACCACCUCAGCAUGCGCAUCCGUCGUUGGGGCGCUCGUCGGGGCGGCGCCAUCUCCCUCCUCAUCUUGGUUGCUGUCCUCAUCUUGGUGCUGCCGGUGGACGUCGAAGAGUCCGUCGAGGCCGUGGCGGGUCAGGGAGCCCUCGAUGCGGCGGAGCAUCACCGUGUUGUCGAUGAGAGAGCCCUCAGUGCCGGAGAUGCAUCUGACGCUGAGCAGAUCACGGAUAGUACCGAAGCGGCUGCUACGCCACAGAUCCAGGGGCACCUGAUGCGACAUGAUGCCUGGGAAAAACGGACGGCUGGAAAAACGCCACGGUUCGUGCGAC
Molecule: messenger RNA, 2698 nt
Organism: Vitrella brassicaformis
Lineage: Eukaryota; Vitrellaceae
Source: the annotation of a GenBank genome assembly